GGCGCGCUUGUGUCGUGGGUGUUCAACAUUGGCUGCAGUGGCGCCCAGUCCUCGACCCUGGCCAGACGCCUGAGCGCUGGCGAGAAUCCGACCAAGGUUAUUGCCAGCGAGCUGCCCAGGUGGAAUAAGGCUGGUUGCAAGGUUUCGGAAGGGCGGAUGCAGCGUUGCAAUACCGAGAUCAAGCUUGCCAUGGCCCCGUCAAACAAGCAGGCGUUUCCCAAGUGCAUGUGA
Linderina pennispora is the source of this 231-nucleotide messenger RNA. RefSeq lists its product as uncharacterized. Gene Ontology annotation, molecular function: lysozyme activity. The record is from RefSeq and is a predicted model, not a curated record. Gene Ontology annotation, biological process: peptidoglycan catabolic process; cell wall macromolecule catabolic process. The annotation marks the transcript as partial. NCBI's taxonomy places the organism in Eukaryota, Fungi, Kickxellomycota, Kickxellomycetes, Kickxellales, Kickxellaceae. The transcript has a single exon.